Monascus purpureus is the source of this 1308-nucleotide messenger RNA. The record is from the annotation of a GenBank genome assembly. NCBI's taxonomy places the organism in Eukaryota, Fungi, Ascomycota, Eurotiomycetes, Eurotiales, Aspergillaceae.
AUGGCAGAACAAGCUUCUAUUCCUCCGUCUGCAAGUCAUUUGCGACAACCGAAAAAGAGAUUUGUUGGACGACGCACUGCUCAGGCGCAGAAGGAGACAGGUCCGGACCCUAAAGAUGUCGAGUCGACAGUUAUCCAGAAGGCUCCGAUGAGAAGGAACCCCCGAACUCUCAACCAAGUCCCUCCCGAAAUUCUCGAAGACCCCGAAAUCCAAGCCGCCAUAGACCUGCUCCCGAGGAACUAUUCCUUCGAAGUCCCCAAGACGAUCCACAGAAUAAGGUCCCUAGGUGCAAAGCGAGUGGCUCUUCAGUUUCCAGAGGGACUUCUAAUUUUCGCAACUACCAUCUCCGACAUCCUGACGCAGUUCUGUCCCGGCACAGAGACACUGAUAAUGGGAGACGUGACGUACGGAGCAUGCUGUAUAGACGAUUAUACUGCACGAGCAUUAGGAUGUGAUCUUCUAGUUCAUUAUGCACAUAGCUGCCUUAUUCCCGUGGACGUAACAACUAUCAAGACCCUUUAUAUAUUCGUGGAUAUCAGCAUCGACACCUCCCAUUUGCUCGCUACGCUGGAACGAAAUUUUCAACCGGGCAAGACGAUCGCCACGGUUGGAACAAUCCAGUUCAAUGCAACGCUGCACGGCCUGAAACCAGUUCUCGAACGGAAGGGUUUCAAUGUCGUCGUUCCCCAAAUAAUGCCACUUUCCAAGGGAGAAAUCCUGGGAUGCACAUCCCCCAAUCUCGCCGACAAAGACCAGAAUGUCGAUCUUAUACUAUAUCUUGGCGACGGCCGCUUCCAUCUCGAGUCUGCCAUGAUCCAUAAUCCUUCCAUUCCUGCAUAUCGCUAUGACCCGUAUUCCCGGAAAUUGUCCAGGGAGACGUACGACCAUGACGAAAUGCACUCUCUGCGCCGCGACGCCAUUAAUUCCGCCAAAAAAGCUCGGAAAUGGGGCAUCAUUCUUGGUUCCCUGGGUAGGCAGGGGAACCCAAACACCAUGGCCAUGAUCGAGAACUAUUUGCGUGAUCGUGACAUUCCCUUCGUUAAUCUCUUGCUCAGUGAGAUCUUUCCUGGGAAGCUUGCGUCAAUGGCGGACGUCGAGUGUUGGGUGCAGAUUGCUUGUCCUCGGCUGAGUAUUGAUUGGGGGUACGCAUUUCCGAGACCACUAUUGACGCCUUACGAGGCGUUGAUUGCUCUAGGUAUUAAAGAAGACUGGGAGACCGCGAAUCGCGGAGUGUAUCCGAUGGACUUUUACGCAAAGGAGGGAUUGGGAAGAAUACGUCCUGAACAGACCUUGCGCGGUACCGCUUGA